UGUACCUGUAGCCUUCUACUACGCCUCCAUUCCAACGAUAUACUUCAAUGAUGACCGGUGCUGGUCAGAGAUUGCAUCUUCUCUAGAAGCACCACUUCCUUGUUCUAAGCGACCCUUACCAGAGAUAGCUUUCUGAAGGUGGAUUAUCAAGGCAGCCCACAAUGGCACAGUUCCUAGCACUACAUGGCUUUAUCAUUGCCAUAUUGUGUGUGGUCGCUUGUUGUCGACUAUGCUCCCGAAAGAGAACUGGCUCAAGCCUUCCUCCAGGACCAAAACCACUUCCUAUCGUCGGCAAUCUCAUGGACCUACCUCCAAAAGGAGUGCCAGAGUUUCAGCACUGGCUCAAGCAUAGAGAAACUUACGGUCCGAUCAGCUCUAUCACGAUCAUGGGUCAGACACUCGUCAUUUGCCAUGACAAACAGGCCGCCCACGAUCUAAUGGAGAAGCGCUCAAAACUCUGCUCAGGACGGCCAAAGACGGAGUUCGCGAAUAACUUGUGCGGCUAUGGCGACUGGUUAGUAAUGCAGCAGGACAACGAUAAACUCCGCCGGUGUCGCAAGCUUGUGCAUCAGCAGCUAGGUACUAAGGCACUGGUGGCCGAGUUCUAUAACGUUCAAGAAGCGGAGGUGUGCCGAUUUUUAUUUCGGGUCUUGAAUCAACCUGAGAAUUUAAUCAAACACUUGAAAACCAAAACCAGCGCCAUGAUAUCGAAAAUCGUCUACGGAUAUACUAUCGAGCCAAACAAGGCUGACCCCUUGGUCGACUUGGUAGAUCUUAAUAUGGCUAACGCUCAACGUGCCACAAUACCGAUGGCAUGGUUGGUAGAUGCCAUUCCGGCCCUCAAUUAUCUGCCCACUGGAUUCCCAGGCACAGGAUUUAAAAAGACAGCGCGUCUCUUUAAUAAGAUCAAUCAGAUGGCAACAGAAGUUCCAUUCGCGUUCGUUCAGCGCCAGAUUGCGAUUGGUAGCCACCGGCCGUCGUUCGUAGCUAAUCUAGUCCAACAGGCCAAGGACGGUGAUGUAGGAGGUGCUAAUUUGGACCGCGAUAAGGACGACAUCAAAUGGACAGCUGCAAUGUUAUACAAUGGAGGGUUAGAUACUACAGUAGCACUAUUAAGUGGCUUUUUUUUAGCUUUGGUCAUGUUCCCUCAGGUGCAGUGCAAGGCGCAAGAGGAGAUUGACCGUGUAGUAGGUAUCGAGCGGCUCCCCGGAUUUCAAGACCGGGAUAAGCUUCCUUAUAUUGAAGCUGUUGUUAAAGAGGCAUUCCGGUGGUGGCCUUCUGCACCUUUAGGUUUUCCACAUGUAGUCUCAGAGGACACUACAUACAAAGGUCAUUUCAUACCAAAAGGAGCGACAUUAUUCCCGGGUAUAUGGUGGUUUUGCCAUGAUCCCGAAGUGUACGAGGAACCUACUGUCUUCAAUCCCGAUCGGUAUUUAGAGCCGCGCAACGAACCUAGCCCUUAUAACGAGAUAUUUGGUUACGGGCGUAGAGUCUGUCCUGGGCGGCAUUUAUCAGAUUCAAGCGUGUUCUUAACCAUUGCGCAAACUCUAGCGGUUUUUACUAUUCGCAAGGUUCUCGAUAAGGAGGGCAGGCAGACUGAGGUUAAGCUUGAGGCAACGCCUGGACUUAUAAACCUCCCGGUAGAGUUCCCAUACGAGAUCCUGCCAAGGAGCAUGAAUCAUGAGGAUCUUAUAAGGAGUUUGGAAGUCCAGCAGCCCUGGGAAGAGAGUGAUGCUGGUCUCCUCGAGGAUGUUAACCAGUGA
Molecule: messenger RNA, 1763 nt
Organism: Daldinia vernicosa
Lineage: Eukaryota; Fungi; Ascomycota; Sordariomycetes; Xylariales; Hypoxylaceae
Product: O-methylsterigmatocystin oxidoreductase
Exons: 2
Coding region: 162-1763 (533 amino acids)
Molecular function (GO): iron ion binding; monooxygenase activity; heme binding
Source: RefSeq, a predicted model, not a curated record